AUGUCUUCCAUGCGAAAUGCGGUUCAACGCCGCAAUCACAAAGAGCGUGCCCAGCUCGAGGGCCGUGAGAAAUGGGGUAUUCUCGAAAAGCACAAGGAUUACUCGCUCCGUGCCAAAGACUACAAUGCCAAGAAGGCAAAGCUCAAGCGUCUCGAAGAGAAGGCGCGCGACCGCAACCCCGAUGAAUUUCAUUUUGGUAUGAUGGGUGGUCAGAACCGGGCACAAGGAAAACACGGCCGAGGUGGCGUGGGUCGAGCAUCAGCUGCGGGAUUGAGCCACGACGCUAUCAAGCUACUCAAGACUCAAGACCAAGGAUAUCUGCGAACAGCCGGCGAACGGAUACGUCGACAGAUUGAGACUCUUCAACGCGAUAUUGAUUUGCAGAAUGGUAUGAAGGUGGCACUGGGCGAGAAGGUUCCAGAGAAGAAGAAACAAACUAAAUCUGCCGACGAUUCCGAUUCUGAUUUCGAUGGGUUCGACGACCUGGACGACCUUGCCUUCGAUGAACCUGAGGAGCCAAAAUCACGCAAGGUAGUCUUUGCCGACGACCGCAGUGGCCAACAAUCUUUGAAGACAAGCCAGAACCAAAGCAAAGAAAAAGAUACCAAGGAAGAAAGCGAUGAUGAAACGCCGUCUCGGAAGACUCCCAAGCAGCUUGUUGCUGAGCGAAAAGCGCUGGUUGAAGCUCGUCGGGCCCGUAAGAUCAGAAAGCGGGCAACGGCGACCCGAGAGAGCAAGCUUGCUGCUUUACAGAAACAGUACGAGGCGAUUCAAUCCGCGGAGCGUGAGGUUGAGUGGCAGCGAGGCAAGAUGGACAACUCUGUCGGUGGCACCAACAAGAAGGGACUCAAGUGGAAGAUUCGGGAGCGCAAGCGCUAA
Messenger RNA from Penicillium angulare, 879 nucleotides. RefSeq names its product rRNA-processing protein UTP11. Gene Ontology annotation, biological process: rRNA processing. NCBI's taxonomy places the organism in Eukaryota, Fungi, Ascomycota, Eurotiomycetes, Eurotiales, Aspergillaceae. Gene Ontology annotation, cellular component: small-subunit processome; nucleolus. The transcript has 2 exons. The record is from RefSeq and is a predicted model, not a curated record. The coding region runs from base 1 to 879 and encodes 292 amino acids.